UUUAUAUAAAACCCUCUAAACCCACGAACCCCUCUCAUAGUAUUAGGGUUUCAUUUUUUCAGUGAAGCUAAAGAGAGAGCCGCCGUUGCAGAACCUCACCCACACAGCGCAAUGGCCAGAAUCAAGGUACACGAGCUGAGGCAGAAGUCGAAGGCCGAUCUUUUGGCCCAGCUCAAGGAUCUCAAGGCGGAGCUGGCCCUCCUCCGCGUCGCCAAGGUCACCGGUGGAGCACCCAACAAGCUCUCCAAGAUUAAGGUUGUGAGGCUUGGGAUUGCUCAGGUGUUGACAGUGAUCUCUCAGAAGCAGAAGGCUGCGUUGAGGGAAGUGUACAAGAACAAGAAGCUCUUGCCUCUUGAUCUUCGUCCCAAGAAGACCAGGGCCAUUCGCCGAAAGCUCACCAAGCACCAGGCAUCUUUGAAGACUGAACGUGAGAAGAAGAGGGAGAUGUACUACCCCUUGAGGAAGUUUGCCAUCAAGGCAUAGAGUGUUGGUUUGCUUAAGUUAGAAAAUCUAUCUUCUGUAAUAGAAACUUCUGGUCACAAGUUUUGAUUUUGAAUUAAUAUGUUGAACAUGAGAUUCUGGUGUUUAAUUUGACUUCUCUAGGUUGGGUAUCACCCGAACCGAUUAUGUGUUCUUCUCCGGUGCAAUGGUAGUUUAAAUUUCUUUUAGAUUUC
Rosa rugosa (rugosa rose) is the source of this 674-nucleotide messenger RNA. Its product is annotated as large ribosomal subunit protein uL29. Bases 112 to 483 code for a protein of 123 amino acids. The record is from RefSeq and is a predicted model, not a curated record. Gene Ontology annotation, biological process: translation; maturation of LSU-rRNA from tricistronic rRNA transcript (SSU-rRNA, 5.8S rRNA, LSU-rRNA). Gene Ontology annotation, molecular function: mRNA binding; structural constituent of ribosome. The transcript is spliced from 4 exons. Lineage: Eukaryota; Viridiplantae; Streptophyta; Magnoliopsida; Rosales; Rosaceae. Gene Ontology annotation, cellular component: ribosome; cytosolic large ribosomal subunit.